CUUAGUUCUGAUUCUGAAUUAACGGUACAUUGUUAGUUAAGUAUGGAAACGAAACGUUUACUUUUAUCUGAUAGGGAUAAAAUUAGAAAGAAAUGGGGGAAAACGCCGAGUGAUGUAGAAGAGUAUAUUGCAAUUAUAAAAGAAUGGAUAAAAAUGCAGAAACACCUUCCAGAACUUCCAGAAGACAACAUGAUAGAAUAUGUUUUAACUGUUUGUAAAUACAGUAUUGAAAGUUCCAAACAAAAUUUGGAGAUGUAUUAUUCAAUGCACCAAAUGCUUCCAGAAUUUUUUAUUCACCCUUUAAAACAUAAUCUUGUAGAGGUUGUUUCCAAGAUGGGUUACAUAGCAACGCUACCAAAUUUAGAUGAGAAUUUAUCUAGAAUAACAAUGUUAAAAUUUCAUAGAGAAGGUAUAGAAAUAUUUGAUCCUUACAAACUAGCAGCCUAUGUAAGUGCUAUAUUAGAAAUCAGAUUGCAAGAAGAUCUAGGAAUGGGAGAAGUUCUUGUUUGUGAUGCUGAACAUUUGGCGAUGGGACAUGUGGUUAAAUUUACUCCGUCUUUCUUUAAAAAGUGUACGCUUUUAUUGGAGGCACUUUUAAAAAAUCGACUGAAAGGAAUUCACAUAAUUAAUUAUCCACCCUAUAUCAAUACGAUACUAGCUGUAGCCAAAAUGUUUUUAAAGAAAAAAAUAUACGAUAGGAUCCAUCUUCAUACCAAUAUUGAAAGUUUAUACAAAAGCAUUCCUCGGGAAAUGUUACCAAUUGAUUAUGGAGGAGAUGAAAAAGCAAUGAAAACCAUCAUGGAUUUGUGGCAACUAAAAUUGGAACAAUAUGCAAAGCGAUUCGACUUCAUAGAAAAGAUGGAAAUAAAGGAGAGCUUAAGAGCAAAACCGCUCAUGAAUACCGAAGUAUUGGGCUAUUACGGCAAUUUUAAAAAACUCGACGUAGACUAGGAUUCAAUUUUUUUAAUAAAAAUUUAAAAUAUACAGGGUGUCUUAAAUAAUUUGUACCAUACCUCGUGAGAUGAUUCCUUACCCAACAAUAAGACAAAUAAUUGUUAUCAACAUGGCUCUGCAGAUGCUUUGUCGCAAAGAUGCAGGGUGUUAAAAUAUUUGUUUUUUCUUUCUUGUAAACGAAGCCGAAAUCCAAAAAAUACUAAAAGGUUCUUUGAUUGCAAAAAUUUAUUUUUCAAUUAAGACACUUAUUACUUUACUUUUUUUUCCAUUUUUUAAAUGAAUAUACUUAAAUUAAUACGUGAUGAAUAUUGGGAUGAAAAGGCCUAUUUAAAGUUAUUAAAAUGAGGUUAGAAAUAAGUACUCGUAUAAGGACAAGGAUUCUAAUGUUAAAAUUUCAGGUUUGCAAUAAGUCUGAUUUUAGCAUGGAAUUUAUGACUCUAAUUACUAUGUCACUAUUAGUGACUGGAGUUUAUAGAAAUUUGCAAUAUCUCUCUAAUGUUAUUUGUCGUUGUCAAAACUGCAGUUUAAUUAGGCAAUUAGAACAUCACAAUUGAAAAAAAAAAGUCCAAAAUGUUACAUUUUUUAGUUUGUUAUGCCUAUGUUCUUUAAAUUUAAUAUAAUUUAUCAG
Messenger RNA from Psylliodes chrysocephalus, 1582 nucleotides. NCBI's taxonomy places the organism in Eukaryota, Metazoa, Arthropoda, Insecta, Coleoptera, Chrysomelidae. The record is from the annotation of a GenBank genome assembly.